AUGUUCUUAUUCGGGAAGUCCCACAAAUCUCCAGCAGAAAUAGUCGGUCAUUUGAAAAGCGCACUUUUACUGCUUGAUAAAAACAGCGGUAAGAAGGGAGAAAAAACAUUAGAGACUAUUACGAGGUGGUUGCAAGCAUAUGAGAGCACGCUGUUUGGGCAUGGGGGACACAGCCCAGAUCCUGUUCAGGUAGCUGCUUUGGUGCAGGAAACACAUUAUACGAAUCUUCUUUUGUUUCUCGUGAAGAAUUUGCCAAAGUUAGAUUUUGAAACAAAGAAGCAAGUCACGACGGUUUUCAGUAAUUUGCUGAGGCGCCAAGUCGGUAAUCGGUGUCCGACCGUCGAAUAUCUUUGUGCUCGCUACGAUGUUCUGCUCACGCUUGUUAAUGGCUACCAAAUACCGGAGAUAGCACUGACCUGUGGAAACAUUCUUCGAGAAAGUUUUCGCUAUGAAGAUCUUGCGAAAGUGAUACUGUACAGUCCAAUUUUGUAUAAUUUUUUCCCUUAUAUUGAGGCUUCCUCAUUUGACCUGGCAUCUGAUGCAUUUGCUACAUUCAAAGAUCUAUUGACAAAACACAAAUCGAUAACCGCUAAGUUUUUUGAGACAAAUUAUGAACAGUUUUUCACCAACUAUCAGAAACUUCUGAUAUCCGAAAAUUAUGUUACACGACGACAGUCAUUAAAGCUAUUGGGAGAACUCUUGCUGGGUCGCCAAAAUUUUGACGUGAUGACACGCUAUAUAAGCGAUACUGGAAACCUAAAACUAAUUAUGAAUCUGCUGAGAGAGAAAAGUCGGACUAUCCAGUUUGAAGCCUUUCAUGUUUUCAAGAUUUUUGUGGCUAAUCCAAAUAAAACAAAGUCGGUAACAAAAAUUCUUGCUCGGAAUAAAGAGAAGUUAAUAGUUUUCCUUAACAACUUCCAGCCUGAACGGACAAAUGACGAACAGUUUUUGGACGAAAAGACAUACCUAUCGCCACUGAGCGUAGUGCAACAUCUAAAAGAGGCCUUGCGGGCGCUGGAAAAAAAGGGCGCUAAAAAGGAAAGGGUAUUGGAGGAAGUUGGAAGAUGGCUUCAAGUGUAUGAAGACAUCUUCACUAGUCAUAGUGAAGACCCUGCCCAGAUUGGAUCGUUAGCUCAGGCAACUUAUUACUUCAAUAUCUUAGUAAUGUUGGUUAAAAAUCUUUGCGAUCUGAAUUUUGAGACGAGAAAAAGAGUUGUUAGUGUGUUUAGUCAGUUACUACGGAGGAAGAUUGGAGCUCGGUUUCCAACUGUAGAAUAUCUUUGUGCUCGAUAUGAUCUUUUAUUUACACUUCUGAAAGGAGUUUUUUGUAAAUUUUAUCAGAUAAAUUUGCCGUUUUCUCAAAACCAGUGCGUAGCAAAACUUAGUUCGACCGUGUAUGAAUCUCCCGAAGUAGCUUUAAAUUGUGGCAUGAUUCUGCGAGACUGUGCGAGACAUGAAGAUCUUGUCAAAAUUAUUUUAGAUAGUCCACAGUUUUAUGACCUUUUUGAUUAUACUGAAGGUUCUUGUUUUGACAUCUCUUCAGACGCAUUCACCACUAUUAAAGAUCUGUUAACUCGUCAUCAGCAGAUAUGUGCGACUUUUCUUGUGAAAAAUUACAAGUCAUUUUUUUCUAAUUAUCAAAGGUUGUUAUGUUCGAAGAACUAUGUCACAAGAAGGCAGUCACUGAAGCUUUUGGGUGAAUUGCUUUUGGAUCGCUACAAUUACGAAAUUAUGAUUCGGUACAUAAAUGAUGCUGAGAAUUUGAAGCUCAUUAUGAAUUUACUUCGUGAAAGAAGUCGAGGUGUACAGUUUGAAGCUUUCCACGUCUUCAAGAUAUUUGUUGCUAAUCCCAAUAAAACUAGGCGCGUUGCGGAUAUUCUGCAGAGAAAUCGAGAAAAACUCUUGCAUUUUCUCGCUGAUUUUCAAAAAGAUCGGUUGGAAGAUCAGCAGUUUGUUGAAGAGAAAGCAUAUAUGAUAAAACAAAUAGAAGAAAUGGGGUUCACUUACAAUAGUUCAUAA
Enterobius vermicularis (human pinworm) is the source of this 2019-nucleotide messenger RNA. NCBI's taxonomy places the organism in Eukaryota, Metazoa, Nematoda, Chromadorea, Rhabditida, Oxyuridae. The record is from the annotation of a GenBank genome assembly.